Messenger RNA from Rotaria sordida, 2097 nucleotides. The record is from the annotation of a GenBank genome assembly. Lineage: Eukaryota; Metazoa; Rotifera; Eurotatoria; Philodinida; Philodinidae.
AUGACCAAUUUUAUAUAUUUCUAUGGCUUAUUGCUUUUAUUUUUCAAUAUAAACGAUGCCAGAAAACCAAAUGAUCCUUUACAAGGAACAAAUUCAAUAUGUGCAGAUGUUUGUACAUCAUCGGAAGCUCAUGUUGAAUUGGAUUUAAGUCAACCGCGAAUCUAUCGAGAACAUGAAUAUGUUCAAAUAAAACUUUUUCAAACUGGUAGUGGUCCAUGUCGAGAACCAGCUUUACUUGAAAUUCCUCUUGAUACAAUUGGUAAACAUGGUAUUAUAAAAUUUGAUCUUGAUUUUGGUCCUGUUUUACAUAAUUUUAGUAUUGAUAUUGGAUUUAAUGAUGAAAAUAAUAAAACAAUACGAAGUGUUAAUGUGGUUAAUCAACAAGUAUCAAUUGAAUAUCAUUCAGAUGAUGAAAAUAAAACUGAUAUCUAUGAACAAUCAGUAACUUUACUUGAACCAGGUGAAUCAUUAUCAAUUUUUAUAUCUAAUGACUGGAUCUUUAUUGAUAAUGAACAACGAAAACAACAAACUAUGAGAGUUGAUUUUAAUCAAUCAAAUUCUUUUUUAUUUAAUCAAUAUUCUUCGGUUAAAUAUCUUUCUAUUGGUCUUAAUCGUAAUAUAAAUGGAAAACAAACUGGUAUCGGUCUUUGUUUAGCCAAUAUAACAUUUAUUGAAUGUUAUACUGAUCAACAAUCUGCUCUGGAUAUUGAUGUAAAUAAUAAAACAUUCGAACAAUAUGAUCUUGAAAAUAUUACUUGGAUUAGUCAUUUAACAUAUUUGGAUCCAAAUGCUGAUAUACGUGAAUGUACUGCACAAGGUGUUGUUCGUUUAACAUUUGAUCCAUAUGGAUCACGACGUAUUGCUCGUUUUGAUUUAACAAUGGGUUCACAAAUUCAAGGUUUUACAUUUAAUAUUGGUGAUUCACCAACUAAUAAUGGUUAUGGUGGUGAUGGUGGUACAACAUCAAAUUCAGCUGAAAUUCAUUCGAAUGAUAAUCGAUUUUAUGUUUGGGCAAAUACAAAAAUUUGUGGUGACACACUUUUAUUAAAAAUUGAUUAUAAUGUUAUUGAACCAUAUGAUAAUAUUACAAUUCUUAUUAGUAAUGAGCGUAUUGAAUUAACUAAUCAUCGUUCAUAUCAUCAAAUUCUUAAUAGCCCUUAUUUAUAUGCACUAGCUAAACAAAAUGUAACAUGUAAUUGCUUUGAUUCAGUUUGUUAUCCCGGUGUACAACCAGAUAAUGAUGUUUACUUUGGUAUAAAUCGUGUUAUCGGUGGAACUUAUCGACCUGGUAUUGGUGUUUGCAAUGCAUAUGUCAACUGGAUUCAAUGCAAGAAAAUCGAAGUGUCUCCACGAAUUAAACCCGAACCAAUAGUUACAACAACGACAACGACCACCACUACCGAAGUAACAACAGUAAAAGUUGAAGAAACUACAAUCAAUUCAAGUAUAGAACUAAUCGACGUAACAACUAGAACACUCGAGCAUGCAAAUGAAAUGAUAAUGACUACUGAAUUCCCAUCAUUAAAAAUAAUGACGGAAGAAAGUAAUCAAACUCAUCAAGAUUAUUCAAGUAGUACAUCUGUCUCGAUACCAUCAACAAUGGUUUAUUUUGAAGAAAUAACAACAGAACAAGAAAUAACAUCCACUGAAUCAAUGUUUGAUUAUAUGAAAAUUAAUCAAGCAAAUAAUGAAGAACAAACGAAUUUUACAAUUGCAUCAGAAAGUAUAAAUGAAGAAGAAACAUCAACUGUAUCAGUAUUCAGUAAUCGAUAUCGUUUAUUUCAUUUAUUAGCUAAUUUAUCACAAGAUAUUACUAUGGAAAAUACAACUUCUGAAUCAAUAUUGAAUGAUUUUAAUUCAACAAUAAUAGAAAACGAUAUAACAACAACAACAACAACAACAACAGUUUUAGAUUCAUCGGCAAGUUCAACUCCAUGUACAUUGGAAAAUCUUCUAGCUAAUUUUGUCUAUCAUGAAUAUCCAUUAGAUAAACAUAAAUUUAUCUUUUGUGAUAGUGAAGGCAAAAUGAAUAUAAUUGCAUGUUCACCAAAUUAUAUUUGGUCACAAAGUGAACAAUCAUGCAUUUUACCUAAUUAG